Aspergillus calidoustus is the source of this 927-nucleotide messenger RNA. NCBI's taxonomy places the organism in Eukaryota, Fungi, Ascomycota, Eurotiomycetes, Eurotiales, Aspergillaceae. The record is from the annotation of a GenBank genome assembly.
AUGGCCCCAAAGCGAGUCCUCAUUUCCUUCGGCGUCGACGUCGAUGCCGUAUCAGGGUGGCUCGGCUCAUAUGGCGGCGAAGACUCCGUAAACGACAUUAGUCGGGGCCUCUGGGCAGGAACAGUCGGAGUCCGGCGCCUUCUAAAGCUCUUUAGCAAAUACGACAUGAAGACAACGUGGUUCGUCCCAGGCCACUCGCUUGAGACAUUCCCAGAGGAGAUGGCCGCUGUCCGCGACGCAGGCCAUGAGAUCGGACUGCAUGGAUACUCGCAUGAGAACCCGACGGAUAUGACCAUUGAGCAGCAGCGGGAUGUGCUCGAUAAGACGUAUCGCAUGCUCACGGAGUUUGUGGGGAAGCCGCCGAGGGGGAGUGUGGCGCCCUGGUGGGAAACAAGCCAAGCAGGCCUCGAGCUCCUCCUCUCCUACGGCAUCGAAUACGACCAUAGCAUGAGCCACGAGGACUGCCAGGCCUACUACCUCCGCACAGGCGACACCUGGACAAACAUCGACUACAGCCAGAAAGCCGAGACAUGGAUGAAGCCAUUGGUGCGCGGCACGCAAACGGGGCUGGUUGAAAUCCCAUCAAACUGGUACCUUGACGACCUGCCGCCCAUGAUGUUCAUCAAGAAGGCGCCGAAUAGUCAUGGGUUCGUCAAUCCACGUGAUGUCGAGGAUAUCUGGCGGGACCAUUUUGAUUACUUCUAUCGGGAGUAUGACGAGUUUGUGUUCCCAAUUACGCUUCAUCCUGAUGUUUCGGGGAGGCCGCAUGUGCUUUUGAUGCUUGAGCGAUUGAUUGAGCAUUUCAAGAAACAUGAUGGGGUUGAAUUUGUGACUAUGGCGCAGGUGUGCGACGAGUUUAAGCAGAAGAACCCGUCGCCGCCGAAUGCGCUGAUGCCGGCUCCUGUUGGUGCUAUGUUGAAGGACUAG